UUGCUGACGCACUUCCGUGGCGCCGGAACAGAGGCAGGCCGUGGUGGCCCAAGUCGGUGAGAUGGUGCUUACCAGGUCUGCGCGGCCGCAGGCCCGUAUCCAAGCUACGACUGCUGAAAGCUCCGGACAGAAGAAUUCUGCUGAAAGAGUUCAGGAGCAUCUAAAAGGCAGGAAGGAAUCUCCAUCUGAUGACCAAAAUACUGCUGAAUCACAGAGCAAUAGGAAAUCAAGUCUAAUCCCUAAAACGCCUGAAACUGGAAAGAGAAAGAGCAGAACUGCAGGCUCAUUACCAGAAAUGAACAAACCUUCUACUGAUGGAGAGACCUCUGAAGCAGAGUCAAAUUGUUCUGUGUUUGAGCUCCAGGAUUCCAUUUUAAGAGUAACUAGGAGAAGGCAGAUCUUAGUUGCACGAGACCCGUUGUCCAGUGCUAAGAAAAGGCUGAAAGUAACUCCAAUAAGUGAGUCUCAUACUGAAGAAGAAGUCUCUGAAGCAGAAUCGCAUGUUUCAGGUAUUUCUAGAAUUGUGCCUUCUACAAGAACCAGAAGAAGUAAGGCUAAAUCCCUAACAGAUCCAAGCCAAGAUUCACAUGCAGAAGCUAUUUCUGAUGCUGAAUCAUCAUGCUCAGAUAUUUCUACAUUUUCCAGAGUUGCAACUAGGAGAACAACAGGGAUUAUGCAGAGGAAAUUACCGGCACAGAUGGAGGAGAAAGAUACUAAGAUUAUACCAGGAAAUGAAAAGCAAAUGAUAAAUACACCUAUGGAUUCAGAGGAUUCUGAUGCCAGACAAACUUCUCAUUUACGAGCAAGAUCACUUCCUCAGAUAAAUAAGCCAAAUUUCUCUAAUAAUGAAAUCUAUAGUGACUUUGAUGAUUCCUUCCAUGAAAAAUCAGGAAAAAAAUCAACAGUGCAAGAACACCAACAUCUUAAUAAAACAGAGGAAAAACAGGUCAAUGUUGCACCUCUCAAAGAAAUAACAAAGCAGAGUUAUAAGAGUUUAGAUGAAGAAGCCAAAGGAAUGAUAGAUAAGGAAAAAGAAAUUAAUGAGAAAAAUUCUGAGGUGAGUUUUUCUGAACUUCAGGAAAAUAGCCUUCCGCAGUUAGUUUCUCAAAGGCAUUCAACUCCCCACAAUAAGAAAACCACAUCAAGGCCCUCAAAUCAGAACUGUGAGGCUAUUAUGAAAUCAUUAGCUCAAACAUUUGCUGUUGUAGAGAUAGACAGGUGGACUGAAGAGAGAAAGAGCACCGUAAAAACAAGUGACUUCACAUCUAGUAAUGGUGAUGGUAGUGAUGAAGAAGAGUGCACAGUUAUAGCUGCCAGUGAAGACGUGAAUAAAGAAAGGGAUGUAGAUUUUGACUGUGAUACUGAACUGUACAAGUCUGAGCCCACAUCUCAGGAUACAGGUGAUUCUGUUUUAUUACUUCUCAGCAGUGAUGAAAGCCAGCAGUCUGAAAACAGUGAGAUUGAAGAGGACACUGUGUGUUUUGUUGAAAAUAGUGCACAAAGGGGGUCAUUAAAUGGAGAUUUGGGAAAUAAGUCAUGUGACAAUGCAUUGUUUGUAAUCGACACAACUCCUGGGUUAAGUGCUGGUAAAAAUUUUUACUUGGGUGAGGAAGAUAAGGCAGAUGAGGGUGCCAUUGAGGAAGAAAAGGAAGGGCAGGAAGAGGAUGAAAAAAGUGAAGAUGAACCAUCAGACGAAGACAAAAAUAAAGAUGAUGAGUUUAGUGAUGAAGACGACUUACUAAAUGACACAAAGUCUAAACUUCUGAAGUUGACCAGCAGCAGCAUAGACACUGGUCUAAGUAUCAAGCAAUUGGGUGGUUUGUAUAUAAAUUUUAAUGCAGACAAACUACAGUCAAACAAGAAAACCCUAACACAGAUCAAGGAGAAAAAGAAAAAUGAGAUUAUGCAGAAAGCCAUCAUUACUCCUGAUUUUGAAAAAAACUACUGUGUCCCACCAUAUCGCGAAUCGAAAUAUCAACUUCAAAAGAAACGCAGAAAAGAGCGACAAAAAACAGCAGGUGAUGGCUGGUUUGGUAUGAAAGCUCCAGAAUUAACAGAUGAACUGAAAAAUGAUCUCAAAGCACUGAAGAUGAGAGCUGGCAUGGACCCAAAAAGGUUUUACAAGAAAAACGACAGGGAUGGCUUCCCUAAGUACUUCCAGAUUGGAACCAUUGUUGAUAAUCCAGCUGACUUCUACCAUUCACGGAUUCCCAAGAAACAAAGAAAGAAAACUAUUGUGGAAGAACUGCUGGCUGAUUCUGAGUUCAGAAGAUAUAACCGAAGGAAGUACUCAGAGAUCAUGGCUGAAAAAGUAGCAAAUGCAGCAGGAAAGAAGUUUCGAAAGAAGAAGAAAUUUCGCAAUUAAGAUUCAUCAAGCAAACCAUAGUAUUUUAUAUCUCCCCUUUAUUUAUUUACUAAAGGUGUUUUUGAAAACUAUUCCAUCACAAAAAACUAAUGUAGACUGGCCCUGUUUGUUUAUAGGGAUUUCUGUUUGGAAAAGUUGGUUUGAGAGAAAAAUUUAAUUUUCCAAAUUAAAUUUGGAAAACAAAUUUAAUUGACAUUUUUGUAAAGUUUUCAAUAUUUAGUUAAAGAAAAUUGAGUUAAAUGACAUUCAGAAACUAUAAAGUUUGCUAACUUUUCAGAAAACUUUAAUGUGAUCAAAGAUAUAACAAUAUUGUAAUUAGCAGUAUUCUAAAUAAAGAUGUAGGUGGGGUGUAUGUGUAUGUGGUGGGAGAUGGUAGGCGGGAAAUGCCCUUUUGUCAGUUGUGCAUUCCAGUCUAGGAAACAAGGUACAGGGAUCCGCUUGGGGUCAGUAUAAUAGUUAUAGUUGAAACCAAAGGCAUGGUACAAAAUGACUUAAAAAGCAUUGAAGAAAGUUUGGGUGAAAGCUGAUGAAAAAAGAAGGGCCUUCAAAGUACCCUAACACCUUGAACAAUUUCUAAAAAUGUCUUAUUUCAAAAUGUUUUUAAGACAGCAUAUUUAAAAAUGCCUACGACACAGCUAGUUUUUCAAGGGAGGAAAUCAGGAAAAGGAAAGUGAGGAUGGAAGAAAUUAGAUGAAGCCGGGAUGAAAGUUAAUAAAACAAUUCUGUGAGACUUUCACAGUUGAUAAAGGUGGCCCCAAGUUUUCUAGCAUCUAACACAAAAAUUACUUCCAUGUCAGUGUUGUGCUGUAAGAUAACACUACUUUAGAGAAAUUUUAUAUUAAGACCCGACAAAAUGCCCCUGGGUCCUCCCCAUAACAAGGAUGUCAGGUGAGAGGCAGUACUUGGCUGUCCAGAGGAUAAAUGGCAAGGUUUUUAAGAAAAGGAAGAGAGGGGUAGGGACAGAGGCUGUACAGAAAAGUUCAAGAAAACCUUGAGUAAGGUUUUGGGGUGAAUUCAGGGAUCCCACUCUUCGAAUGAGCAAAUUGGAAGAAAACAAGCUCAUGAAAAA
Molecule: messenger RNA, 3434 nt
Organism: Phyllostomus discolor (pale spear-nosed bat)
Lineage: Eukaryota; Metazoa; Chordata; Mammalia; Chiroptera; Phyllostomidae
Gene: DNTTIP2
Product: deoxynucleotidyltransferase terminal interacting protein 2
Exons: 7
Coding region: 62-2365 (767 amino acids)
Biological process (GO): RNA processing
Cellular component (GO): nucleolus
Molecular function (GO): RNA binding
Source: RefSeq, a predicted model, not a curated record